GUGUUUCUCCACCUUCGAACUUAAUGACUGUUUUGCCCUCGUCUUGUUCUUUAAGGGGUUUUUCGUAGUAGUGUCGAAGUUUGUUUCCCUAUAAAUUUCACUCUCAUGUCUGUCUCUGUAGAGCGCGAAAUUGCGUCCUUUCGGGAUUCUGAGAUUCGAAACAAUCUUCGAAGAGUUCUCGAGUCAUGCUCUAAAUUGGUUGAGGCUGGAGAUUUUCAUGAGUCUGAAAACACGGUUUCGGAGCUUAUCAAGUUUCUUGAUUCUGUUUAUGAUGGUGCUGUGUCUGAUCCAGAUAGUGAACGUGCUGAGAAUGAAGCAUUUGAAGCUAUAUCUGAGAUCCACAGAUAUAUUUGUUCUCCUUCCCUUGACCAGGAAGUUGUUGAUGCCCUUUCCUUUGAACUGCCAAAGGCUGUUUCAAAGUUUGUGAGGAUUUCAAGUAGAUUUUUGGACAUGGCAACUAGCAUCAUCGAUCAUUUUAUAGUGAAAUGUGGUCCAAGGGAUAUGCUCUCAAUUCUCUGUAAUGCAUUAGGUUAUUCAAGUAAGAUCACCAAGGCUGCCAGUUACAUUGUCCCUCCGUUAUCAGGGAUCUCAAAGGUCUUUAUUUCCAUUCAGAGGCGUCAGUUUGAGCAAGUAAAAGAAGCUUUUCCUAUAAUACUUAAUGUACUGAAAGUCGUGUCUUUGGAGUCAGAAGAAGAAGAAGAAGAACUUGAGGAUGUAUUUGACAGAGCUGUUGGGAUUGCAAAUUCUAUAUGUGAAGUUUGCAAUAAAUUGGAGGGGGAUGCGAAGGAGAAGCUCCAAUCUCUUCUUGGUCUAUAUGUCCUGCAAUGCAUGGCUCUCAUUUCAGCUAGUUUAGGUUAUAAAGCUUCAAGAUGUCAUUCGUUUGUAUUACAACUGUCACAAAUUUCUUCAUACUGUGGUUUAUCAUAUCUCAGUCUACUAACAACUUAUGAAGUUGAGACUGUGGCAGGCUCCAUUUUUGGAGAAGAUAAAGAUCAAUAUAUGGGUUUCUUAUCCCAUGUCAAACAUGGUGCUGCUCUUUCAGUAAUUUGGGGACUUGUCUCAGAGGAGGUUGCUUACACUGCAAAAGAGAAUUUGACUGCCAUCAAGGAUGAACUUUGUAAUAACCAAACAAAAAGGUGGCAAGCAAUAGGAACAUUAAAGCAAGUACUUUCCUUUGUAAAUCUACCAUGGGAAUUAAAGAAACAUGCUAUCGACUUCUUGCUUUGCAUCACAGAUGGAAGUAUCUCCAGAAACUGCAAUGAGGAGCAUUCUGAAUGGUCAUCUUAUAUGCCUAGUCUUUUUUCGGCUUUGCAGGCUGUAAAAAUGGCUAUCAUGCAUGCCCCAGAGCCAGAACUUAGAAAAAAAUCCUUUGCUGUGCUAAAAGGAGUACUUGAUGAUAUUCCAAUUUCCCAAAGAUUAGACAUUUUGAAAGCAUUGAUUACAAAUACCGACUCUUCCUCAAUGAUUGCCAUUUUCAUCGAUCUUAUCCGGAAGGAAAUGCACACAGCAAUCUGCAAUAGUAGAUCAAUAGUAAAAGAUGCCCCACAGAUAGAAAACAAAGCAUUUCCAGAUACCCCGUUUUGGAAUCCAGAGGUCAUAGAGUUGGCUGAGUUGGUUCUAAGACCUCCACAGGGUGGACCUCCUAUCCUACCUGAGCAGAGUGAUGCGAUGUUGUCAGCCCUCAAUCUAUACAGAUUUGUAUUGAUGACAGAAUCUGCAGAAAAGACAAACUUCACUGGAGUGCUGUCAAGGAACAAUUUACUGAAGGCUUACAAUGAAUGGCUGCUUCCUUUGCGUACCCUAGUGACAGGUAUAAUGGCAGAGAGCAAGAGUGACUAUGAUGAGUUUUCAGUUGACACUGUAUGCACCUUAAAUCCACUUGAGUUGGUGUUGUACCGGUGCAUUGAACUUGUGGAAGAGAAGCUAAAGCAAUCCACAUAAGGUGCCCUUAGCCAGGAUUUAUGGAAAAAAUUUUGAUGCAUGUUAUUUUUGAAAUAUUCAUAAUUUAAACAUCUAAAGCAAGGCUAUUGAAAUGCAAUUCAAAUUGGAAAUCAUCCUUUCAGAUGCAAUGCAAUUUCCAGCAUGUUUGAAAAUCGGAUUCAUGAUGUGAAACAACUGGGAAGUUGCUUGGAUGUUGAUCACGGUUCUGUGUUUGGCUUGACUUGAUCUUGGAUGUUAAAGUUCUUCCUCUUUUAUCUCUUUUAUCCAGUGGAGAAUUUGAGAUAGAAAAGGAUACUAGCAAAGGUAUCUUUAUGCUUUGGAUGGUAUCCCUGUACAAUAACCUUAUAACUAAUAAUUCUCACGAAA
This is a messenger RNA of Vigna unguiculata (cowpea), 2307 nucleotides long. It is a transcript of the gene ALF4, whose product is annotated as aberrant root formation protein. Gene Ontology annotation, molecular function: ubiquitin-protein transferase inhibitor activity. Gene Ontology annotation, cellular component: cytoplasm. NCBI's taxonomy places the organism in Eukaryota, Viridiplantae, Streptophyta, Magnoliopsida, Fabales, Fabaceae. The record is from RefSeq and is a predicted model, not a curated record.